Paramacrobiotus metropolitanus is the source of this 1720-nucleotide messenger RNA. RefSeq names its product alpha-soluble NSF attachment protein-like. Gene Ontology annotation, molecular function: soluble NSF attachment protein activity; syntaxin binding. Gene Ontology annotation, biological process: intracellular protein transport; SNARE complex disassembly. The record is from RefSeq and is a predicted model, not a curated record. The transcript has 2 exons. The coding region runs from base 404 to 1303 and encodes 299 amino acids. Gene Ontology annotation, cellular component: SNARE complex; vacuolar membrane. NCBI's taxonomy places the organism in Eukaryota, Metazoa, Tardigrada, Eutardigrada, Parachela, Macrobiotidae.
GUGGGUAAUAAAACGACAAUAUAUGUGUUCCUUCUGGAAUCUGGCUCCUCUUUAAAGCUGCCUGCCAGUUUUUUAUGUAGUUCCCGCUGCUGUUUGUGAAUGUUGUUAUCGAUUGAUUGAAUUGACAUCUGUUACGCACAUCGCUCAGGAAGGUCUCAGUUAUAUUGUAAUUUGUGAUUUUUGCAAAUUUGCUGCGUGUUAACUGUGAAGUAUCCUUUUUGUCGAUGUUGUGCAGCAGCACUUUGGAACCUAAUUGGACUCACUCGUUAUCCAAUUUUUACUGGUCUUAACUCUUAUGCGAAUCGGAAGCGGAUAAGCUGAACCUACUAAGCUAUCAUUGAUUCCAUUCUGAGGUGAUACUAAGGAGGUUUCGUUCAAAGUCAGGAAUAAAAUUAGUAAGAAAAUGGCAGAGAAAUCCGCCAGUCCCGAAGAACAGCGAGGCAUGAAGCUGAUUGCAGAGGCGGAAAAGAAAGCGGGCUCUGGGAAAUCAGGAGGAUUUUGGUCCAAGUUCGCUGGAGGUGGCUCAAGCAAAAUUGACGAGGCAAUUGAUCUCUUCUGUCAAGCCGCCAACCAGUUUAAAAUGGCCAAGAACUGGAGUCAGGCUGGCUAUGCGUUCAGCCAAGCCGCCGGACUGAAUUUGCAGUCGGACAACAAGAACGAAGCAGCCAGUAAAUAUAUCGACGCCAGUGUGUGUUACAAGAAAAUCGACGCCAAUCAAGCCAUCGAAUGCCUGAAAAAAGCCGUAGAAAUCCAAACCGAAAUGGGCCGCUUCAGUAUGGCCGCCAAACAGCAUAUUACGAUUGCGGAGAUUUACGAGUCGGAACUGCAGAACAUCGAUCAGGCCAUUGUGCAUUACGAGCGGGCGGCCGAUUACUAUCAAGGCGAGGAAUCCCAGAGUCAUGCCGCCAAAUGUCUGCAGAAGGUGGCGCAUUAUGCCGCCGAAAAGGAGGACUACAUGAAAGCCAUUCAGAUCUUCGAGCAGAUUGCCAACCGAAAUGCCGAGAAUGCCAUGCUGAAGUACAGCGCCAAGGAGUACUUUUUCAAAGCGGCACUGUGCCAUUUAUGCGUCGAUCCGCUGAAUGCGCAGCACGCGUUAACACGCUACGAAGAGACAUUCCCGUCAUUCCAGGAUACUCGAGAGUAUGGAUUGUUGAAGAAAGUUUUGGGUUGUAUGGAGGAUUCCAAUGUGGAUGGUUUCACGGAAGCUGUCCGCGAAUACGAUAGCAUUUCCCGGAUCGACCAAUGGACAACGCAGCUGCUGCUGCGCGCGAAACGAACCUUGGGUGAAGCUGAUCUGACAUGAGUGAUUCCGUUUGCUGUUGGUGCUACCUUUACCCUUACCACAUUCUGCAGUGCGCUGUUAAAGUGCUUCGAAACAUUAAUUUCGUUGAUGUGGGACACGUCUGCAUUAGAUGUUAAUAAUAAUGACAAUUUUUGGUGGUCGAAUUACUCGUUUGUACGCUUAUUAGUAUUGCAUUAUGUCACUGGUGUGUCAAAGAGUUGGCAUUGCACGUAAAACACUUUCGAUUUUUUUUGCUUUUCAUAAGUCUCGUUCAUCAGAUUGUCGUUGACUGUAAGUUUCAUCUUUUCGAUAUAACUAUGUAAUCUUUUUGUUCUUGUGAUUAGAAAUUUAUAACUAUAUUCUAAUACUGACUUUAUUUCAUCACGACUCCUCUUCAGAUAAAAGCGAUGAUAAAAGUGUAACAUUAUGAUUUCCUCA